This is a messenger RNA of Sungouiella intermedia, 720 nucleotides long. NCBI's taxonomy places the organism in Eukaryota, Fungi, Ascomycota, Pichiomycetes, Serinales, Metschnikowiaceae. The record is from the annotation of a GenBank genome assembly.
AUGGCCCAAUUCCAACAGCAACUUGAAGGUGUUCCAGGCUACGAUAUGGGCAUGGACCUAUUUAAUGAAUACGCCGAGAAACAUUUCAACAAUACUGAUCCAUUUGAAGAUUCAGAAGGAAACAAACGAAAAUUAACUACUGGGUACAAUUCUGAACAUGAGAAAAGAGCAUGGAAACGUGUGCAAUCUCUGGCAUGGGAACAUGAUAAGUGUUUUUUGGGAUCUUGUGGUGUAGGACUUGAUUGUGGCAUCGGCCUAGUGCCAAUCAUGGUGUUCCUCUUCCCUGGAGUGGGACCUUUAGCCAUGUAUGUUGUCCAUUCUCGACUUAUUCAUAAAGCAGAAGAGAAUGUGCAUCUUCCGAGCACUUUGGUGGCCAAGAUGCAAUCAAAUAUAUUGCUUGACCUUCUAUUAUCGCUACCGCCAGUCAUCGGGGCAUAUCUCUCAUGGAUGCACGGGUGCCUGACCAGAAAUGCUGGAAUGUUUUAUGUAUAUCUAGAAUACUUGGCGAAAGAACGUCAGAGUGGUCGUUUGCCCCAGUAUGAGGGCACUAGGUUGGAAAUGCAUAACAUGUAUGCUGGGACUGCUCGAGAGCAGAAUUAUGCAAGGAACCAGCCAAAUAAUAGCAUCCAGUCUAGCAAGCAGAAGAAGUCGAAGAAGCUGUCAAAAUACCAACCUAUGGAGUCUAUUGAGGUCGGUGUUCAACAAUCUGGGAUUCGUUAA